CUCGCUCCUGAUCAUCGAUGAAUCGAUUACUCCUGGCUGCCUUUCUGUCUCCUACCCAGGAAGUGUGUCAGUGUUUACGGUUAGCACGAGUCCAGUUGUCCCGGGUCAGACACCAUGACCGAGACUCCGAACGGAACCGAGUCCGACGCGAUCACGGUCCAUAACUUCUCCGAGAAGAUCCUGGAGCAGACCGUGCACUUCCACGUCAUGAAGCUGAGCGGCGGGUUCUUCCUGUGGGUCGGUUCGAGUCCGGUCCUGGAAAACCUGGCGGUGUCGAUGAGCAGCAGAUACGAUUCGAUGCCUUUAUCCACAUUAGUCAUGGGGGACCCAUCCAACACGGCUCCAAAUUCCUUGGCACAGAGAUUAGCAAAGAAGACCAAAAAGCAAGUGUACGUGAGUUACAGUCUUCCAAUGACGGACUCCAACCUCGGUCUUUUGGUGGAGAACAGGAUCAAAAAGGAGCUGGAGCUUCACCCCGAACACUUUUGAACACGUCUGAUUGUUUAUGGAGGAAGGAGCUUCUCCUGUUCUUUGGACGCUCGUACCGUAACCGCACGGCAACACAAUAACCACCACGAACGGUCACAUCGAGUGUUCUUUUAUUGACAUAAUAAAUUAAGUGGUUUAUUAUCAAAACAUGUAGGCCUAUGGCUUUUUGUACAAAUGCAUCAUAUUAAAAAAA
Larimichthys crocea (large yellow croaker) is the source of this 682-nucleotide messenger RNA. RefSeq names its product proteasome (prosome, macropain) assembly chaperone 4 (gene psmg4). NCBI's taxonomy places the organism in Eukaryota, Metazoa, Chordata, Actinopteri, Sciaenidae. The record is from RefSeq and is a predicted model, not a curated record. The coding region runs from base 115 to 489 and encodes 124 amino acids. Gene Ontology annotation, biological process: proteasome assembly. The transcript has 3 exons.